AUGAAUUCAGAGACUUAAUAUAAUUACAAGAACAAACACUAUCAUUUCCAUAAGGAUUAGAGACAGGAUUAUGGUGGUAAUUCUCAGGAGUAUUAUGGUGGUUAUAAUCAAUCUUCGCAGCCCUACAAGGCAUCAUAAAAUUAUAGGUAAAUUAAAGAAUUAAUGUUGAUAGGGGAAGAGGAUUCCGUGAUGGAUAUUAACAGUAUUAAAAUCAUCAUUAUCAGAAAGAUAAUGGCUAUUAUGAGAACCAUGAGAGCUAAGGUUACGGGGCUAGCAAAUGAAUGGCAAGAAACUGGGUAUAAGCAAAGAAGGAACUCAGGUUAUAACAACAAGAUAGGUCAUGAAUAGAAAACUUUCAAAGACAAGCCUUUCAACGAGAAACACUUCAAGUAAAAUUCUUUAAUUCAAAUUCAAAUUGAGUAUAGACAUUAACACCAUCACUAUGGAGGCAAUUAUCAUGCAGAUAAUAAGAGUAGAUAACUAAAUGAGCCUGGAUUAGAUGAUAAUCAUGACUAAGCAACAGAGAGACAAAGAACUCAAGAUUCAAAAGAGGACAGAAAGAUCUUUUCUUAUUCAAAAUAAGAGUAGUUGAAUAUAGAUUCACACAAUGUUGAUGAAAGAUAGGAUAAAGACUAUUAGCAGCAUAUCUCAGAUUCACAUACUCAAGAAUCUUAGAAUCAAAGUCUGCAAGAUUUGCCAUCAAAACAUGAUGAUAUUGAUUCAUGCUCCAACAAUGAAAGACAUGAUAGCGAAUGCACGCUAUCAGUUGUCGCUGAAACUGAUUUCGAUAUUCAACAGCAAGAGGCUCAGGAUGAUGAAUAUACCAGUACUUAACAGCUUAUUCAAUUCUGUUAAGAAAAAGAGAGAAACAUUAGUGGCAAUAGAGUUGUUACUAUCAAAAAUGCUCCAACUGAUCAUUUAAAGCAAGGCAGUAGCAGCUACAUCUUAGAUUACAAUGACGAGUAAACUACUACUGGUGGUGACAGUAGCCUCAUGUCUGCUGAAGAAACAGCCUCUCCACAACUUAGAAAACCCAAAAUCAUCGAUCUUCAGGGACAAGGUGUUAUACUUUGUGAAAUAUCAAUUAAUACACCAGGUGGUCAGCUUGAAAUUAAAUUAAGAGAAUAUGAUUAUCCCUUCUUGUAAACCAUAGUAGAGCUCAUUUAUAAACUUGGUGAGUUUAAGAUCAUUGAAAUGAAAGAGGGGCUAUUUAUUUAUCUUGAGGAUAUGAUGUCUAGAGCUUCGUUCUAGCGACUUCAAGAUCAAAUAAAACCAUUCUAUCCCUAAAAUAGCAGAUAGAAUGUACUUCUAUAAUAAGAAACUACCUCUACUCCAGAAAAUUAAAACCUAUAAUGA
Molecule: messenger RNA, 1356 nt
Organism: Stylonychia lemnae
Lineage: Eukaryota; Ciliophora; Spirotrichea; Sporadotrichida; Oxytrichidae
Source: the annotation of a GenBank genome assembly